Molecule: messenger RNA, 1400 nt
Organism: Cottoperca gobio
Lineage: Eukaryota; Metazoa; Chordata; Actinopteri; Perciformes; Bovichtidae
Gene: mrpl23
Product: mitochondrial ribosomal protein L23
Exons: 5
Coding region: 133-597 (154 amino acids)
Biological process (GO): mitochondrial translation
Cellular component (GO): ribosome; mitochondrial large ribosomal subunit
Molecular function (GO): structural constituent of ribosome
Source: RefSeq, a predicted model, not a curated record
AUGGACCACUUCCAGUACGCCUACGCUGUGCAAGUGACCCCGGAAGUACAUACAUGCACGUGUCUCAUUUGACAACCUUGAAAAGACUACAAACAACUACCUGACAGUUUAUGUAUCAAAACUGAAACAGUGAUGCCAGUAACAAGACUACUAUACCCUCUCUACCAGCUGGGAAACCCUCAGCUGAGGAUCUUCAGACCCAAUUGGUUCCUUACUCUGAUGAGGCCGGGAAAAGAGCAGCCUCCAGACACUGUCCAGUUUCGUAUCCCAAUGGAAAUGACCAAGUAUGACAUUAAGAACUACCUGGAGAAGAUCUAUAACGUCCCUGUAGGAGCAGUCCGCACCAGGAUACAGUUUGGCUCCAACAAGAAGAGGGAUUAUCGAAGCCAGAAGGUCAAGAAGCCCGACUAUAAAGUAGCCUACGUUCAGCUGGCCCAAAGCCAGACCUUCAACUUCCCUGACAUCUUCCCGGAAAAAGACCAGACGCCAGAGGAGGGCUCCAUGGAAGAGACGCAGGAGAAGUUCAUGAAGGACGAGCAGCAGAGGCAGAAACUCGACCCCAGGAGAGGAGGGGUCACUGAGUGGUUCGGACUCUGAGACAGCCCACUCACCGGGAACUCUUGCUCACAUGGUGUGGCGUGGGUGUUUAAUUGGGAGCAACAUGCAUUGGUUUACAACGCGACUGUUGUGAUGUCACUUCUGUGUAGUGUGUAGUAAAGAGCAUGUGUGGGAGACUGGAGACAUGUGUUUGGUGUGUGUGAGUUAGCGAGGCUCCAGUCCAGUAACCUGAGCCAGAACAGAAUCACAGAAGGAGGAGAGUGGCCCAGCGCCAUCUUUUAUGAAACCAGCCCACCGUUACAGAAUCUCCAUCACCUCAGAUGACCUACUCUCCUUCCUCCACCCACCCUUCCUGUUCCACCACCUUCUCCUUUUACCCCUCCUCUUUGGCACCAGCACCUCGGCACCUCUUCUUUCUUACUCUUUCCUCAUGAGUUUCCUUUCCUUCUCGUCUGUCUAUCUCCUCUGCUGUCCCUCUUUCUCCUCGUCCCUCUCCUACGCUGGGGAGGGUAUAUUGUGGCAUCCCUAGUUGCCCUGACUCUCAGCCAGUUGGAUCAGGCUACCUGGACAACCCACAUCCUUUCCUCUUUUAUGAGUUUGCCUUGGAUUAAUUGACCACUUUAGGUAAACAACAAUUGAGAUGUUGUUUCAGCAAAGCAACGACAUGGAAUUUGCUAGAGUGUUUUAUUAUUCUGUGGUAGCACCUCUUGCCAUAACUCUGAGAGAAGAUUGUACCCAGUGUUUGUGUGUGUUUGCCUAGCAUGCGGGACUUGCCAGUGAAUCUGUCUAAUUGUAAGUGCUGUUGGAAUAAGAACUAAUAAACGGCUGCUUGUCCGAAAGGG